Molecule: messenger RNA, 3138 nt
Organism: Penicillium atrosanguineum
Lineage: Eukaryota; Fungi; Ascomycota; Eurotiomycetes; Eurotiales; Aspergillaceae
Gene: phoC
Exons: 7
Coding region: 1-3138 (1045 amino acids)
Biological process (GO): glycerophospholipid catabolic process
Molecular function (GO): glycerophosphocholine phosphodiesterase activity; protein binding
Source: RefSeq, a predicted model, not a curated record
AUGUACAUUGGGCACACUGUGCUCGGAAUGAAUUCUAGGUUCGGAAAGCAGAUUCAACGCCGGCAGCUUGAUCUCCCCGAAUAUGCCGCCAGUUUCGUCAAUUACAAGGCCCUAAAGAAGCUCAUCAAACAACUUAGUGCUACACCCAAUAUCCCUGCUCAGAGGACCGCGGAAGAAAUCGCCCAAGAUGGUGCCUUGGAUCCUCAAGCCGCACUGCGCGCGAAUAAGGAGGUCUUCUUCUUCCGACUGGAGCGCGAAAUUGAGAAAGUGAAUACUUUCUAUCUCCAGAAAGAGUCAGAAUUCUCGCUGCGACUGAAAACGCUAGUCGACAAGAAGCGCGUGGUACAGUCUCGGACCACCUCGAACUCGAAGACCCCAGCAAAUUUUGUCUCGUUGUUUGAAGGGUUUCAACAAUUCGACGGCGACUUGAACAAACUGCAGCAAUUUGUGGAAAUCAAUGAAACGGCCAUGUCUAAGAUCCUGAAGAAAUGGGAUAAAACGUCCAAAUCCCGGAUGAAGGAGCUUUAUUUACAUCGAGCGGUCGAGGUCCAACCGUGCUUCAACCGUGAAGUUCUCCGUGAUCUGUCGGAUCGAGCAACGACCGCUCGGUUAGAGCUGGAAGCAUGGGCAGAGGGUGAAAACCUACAGCUUGAUAACUCGCGACCCAUGGAGCGUGCGGCAGCGCCUGGUUUCGGUACGGAGGAGGACGAAUUGGAUCUUCAGAUCUUGCAGUCUGCCUCUGCGGGCAAUCUUCAGACCCUCCGCGAAUGGGUGGCGAGGCUACACUCUUUUUCAGACGCCCGUGAUCGGGCGACACGAACAUUUCUGACCGCAAUCAACGGGUUUUCUGAUGAUGUCCUAGCCCUUUUACUUGAGAGUGGAUUGGUUGACAUUCAUGCGGAGGAUGAUAUCAAUGAAAGGAAUUGUCUCCAUGAAGCAGCUAUUUCUGGCCGUGACUUUGUCUUCCAAGCGGGUCUCGCGGCUGCCGUGGAUAUCUCCCGGUCCGAUGUCUAUGGUCGGAUACCCCUGCACUACGCAUGUAUGCACGGCCGGGUAUCCAUGGUGAAGGAGCUUUUGACCGUGGGCCCGCAGACAGUCGACAUGAUGGACCACGACAAUUUCACACCCUUGAUCCACAGCAUUGUCAAGGACCAGCUUGCAUGUGCCGAGCAGGUACUGUGCAGCAAUGCGCGCAUUGAUCCGUCCUCAGACUCAGACCACAUCCCGUUAAAUCUUGCUUGUCAACAUGGAUCUCUUCCGAUUGUGAAAAUGCUCCUUGAGCGAAAUGCGAAAUUACUACCUGAUGCCGAAGGCCUUUACCCUCAGCACAUGGUGGCUCGAGCAUCGCAGUCACCGGAACUGCUAUUACUCCUGAAGCAGCACGGCGCUGAUCUUGACCAAAGAGACAAACUGUAUCAAUGGACACCGCUGUUUCAUGCGGCAAGUGAAGGCUGUGUGCCGUGUUUGCGAACACUUCUCGAAUUGGGCGUUGAUGCGAAGGUUGCAGACGAGAAGGGUCUCUCUGCGAUGUACUACGCAGCCUGGGAAGGACAUCUGGAAUGCAUGCUUCUUCUCUGGGCGCAGCCCUCCCAUGAUCAACCCCCGCAGCGGCCGCUCGAUAUCUUGAACGGUAUGCAAUUUCAGCAACAGGACUUGAUGGACGAAGAUUCUACGAGGCGAGGUAGUUCUAUCGAAAUGGACAUGGCCGAUGGCAUACCAGAUCUUUCCCUACCCCCACCAAUCAUCCCUCUGCGACGCUACGGCCACAACUUCCUUGACAAGAAGGUUUUCGUCCAACUCUUGUUUGAUCAAGGAAAUUUGGGCUCGAUCGCUUUCGAUCAAGCUGGACGCCACCCUGCUGCCAGGAUCACUAUUUCUUCGAAGCUGUCGGACCUCAUUCCCCGCACAAUCGUACUGCCAAUCCAAGACGACUCCCGGACAAUAUCGUUCCAUGUUGAUAAUUUGGAUACAUUUGCCGUUGACUUUGAGAUUUUCCCAACCUUCGGCUCUAAAGUGAUUGCGAAGAGUGUGGCUUUACCUGUGAUCUUCCGUGCUGAAAGUUCCAGCACAGGGUCAUGCUGCCUGCCUCUCUUUGACCCUCGCCUUCGAGCUAUUGGCCAACUGCGUUUCAACUUCCAGGUCAUCAAGCCGUACCAUGGCGAUCCGUUGGAAAUCACGCAUUUUGCGACGUACUGGAAAGCAACGAGUGCCCUUGACUCGGACCACAAUGGCCUGGUCACCGGCUCCAGCUUGUCGGGCGACUAUGUGCAGCUCUUCGUGCAGCUGACCCGAGAUCGGGUGCCAGUCCUCUACCCUCAAUUCAUGAUCAACUAUCACGGCAUCGACAUCCCGAUCUGCCAACUAUCAUAUGUCCAAUUCCAGACAAUUGGUGCAGCACGAGGUGCCAACCGACAGGAGAUCCUCCAAUUCCUUGAGACGCAAGCAGUCAACGACAUGCCGCAGACUCAUCGACUUCUGGCCGAAUCGUUCAUGUCUUUAAGGGAGGUCCUGCAACACAUUCCUAUCGACCUCAAUGUUAACCUUUCGGUUGUCUACCCAUCUGGUACUGAAGAGAACACUCUUGAUAUGAAUUCCUUGGCCGACGUCAACUCCUUCGCAGAUGCGAUUCUGACUGACGUCUUCGACCAUGCCCGUGUUGCUCGAGAAAAGAACCCGGACUUUAUGAGGUCCGUUGUCUUUACAUCUUAUAACGCGAAUAUUUGCUCUGCCUUAAACUGGAAGCAACCCAACUAUCCGGUUCUUCUUUGCAACGAUCUGGGUCAGAUCCGUGAUCUUGCUCGCAACGUGGAUUCCCUCCCACAUGUGAACAGCAGUGGGCGAGCAUCGAUGUCGAUCAAGGAGUCUGCAAGGAUCGCUCAGAGUAAUAAUUUCAUGGGCAUGAUCUGCCGAUCGAGUCUUCUCAACGUCGUGCCCGCGCUUGUGGAGACCAUCAAAGAGCUCGGCCUUGUCUUGGUGGCAGACACAUCGGACGAACCUAGCCAGCAGCCCGAUCGUGACAAUGCCCUGUCUACAUCCACAAUGGGCGUGGCCGACUGGGCAUACCGGAUGCCUGACGGCGUUAAUGGUGUGUUGAAAGCCAACGGCGUGCUGAGAUUCAACGAUAUGAUCGACAUGUGA